CGUGGCCGCACCCGAAUUCAAAAGAGAGCAGAAUGGACAGACGUACUUAGCAUGCCCUUAACUUCACGGUCUCAGCGAUAUAUGUAUCCAUACUCAGUGCCGCGGCAACUCUCUAUCCAGCAGUAACACCAGAACCUUGUGGGAUAUUCUUUAAUCUGAACACUCCGGGUAUGGAUGAGGGCAGACUUGUUAUCACCUCUCGUCUGUUCAUCACAGUCAUCUUCCCGGGGCGUCUCAUCGCCACCCUCACCCUCGAUGAACUCCUGCAGUUUGUUUGUGAGGGAUCCAUUGACAUGCCUGUCAUCGCGGAGGCAGAAAUAGAAGAUCGAAGUAAGGGUGAUGGACUAUCGGAAGGCAUCGCCCUUCUUCAACUUACAUGCUGGACUAGGGAAACGCACGGGUACGGGUGACACCGCGGUUCUAUGCUGACGGGUUUGGAGGGUACGGGUACGGAGUAGGAUAGUCGUACCCUUGAG
This is a messenger RNA of Suillus subalutaceus, 476 nucleotides long. RefSeq lists its product as uncharacterized. The record is from RefSeq and is a predicted model, not a curated record. NCBI's taxonomy places the organism in Eukaryota, Fungi, Basidiomycota, Agaricomycetes, Boletales, Suillaceae. The transcript is spliced from 3 exons. The coding region runs from base 171 to 410 and encodes 79 amino acids.